AAUGGAAUAAUAGUAUAAUAAUACAAUUCCAUGAAAAGUUUGGGGGAAAAAAAAAGACAAGCAUAGUCUUCGAAUUGAAAAUCCAGAAAAUUAAGUAAAGCCCAGAACCAGAAGAUGCAGAAGCAGAACCCAUAACAAAAAAUGACUCCAAGUCCACCACUUUCUCUCCUCUUCUUCUUCUUCCUUUCAAUCACUGUGCAAACCCAAUUGUUCCAAACAGUUUGUGGAAGAGAAGAAAUAGAGAAAGGAAUUGGGCGCAGAGGUCUGCUGAGUUUCAUAGAAACCCCUAAAGGAAGCAACGUUUCCUUUGAAUGCUCUCCUUCUGGUCCUUGUAUUUCCUGCCUUUAUUCAGAAAAGACUGAUGAGAAAUAUCGAUGCAGUGAGACUGGCUAUCGUAUCCCUUUGAAAUGUGUAGAAAUUAAAGAUAAUUCAAAGAACAGAAAUGGGAAUGGGAAAGGGAAAAAUUCUCGGAACAGUCGAUCUACUCUGGAAAUCUCUCACGGCAAUGAAAUAUUACUUGCAGAAUCUCUUGAUGCUGGAGAACUCACUACUUCAAUGAAACAUAGAAGUUUACUGGAGGAUCCAUCAACACCAGAGAGUGGACCGCAAGCCUAUAUUACUUAUAGAAGCUGUUUACCACCAGUUAAUGAAGAGAAGAUGUCAGUGCUUGAGUUUGAGGGGAUUGUGUUGUGUUUGUUGCUCGUUAGCAGUUCAAUUAUAUACUUCAGAAGAAAGCGGACCAUUUCCAUGACUACUUUUGGAGCAGGGAGGAUCCAGACCAACUCUAGGUUUUGAUUCAGAAACCUGUGGGUAUGAAGAGUUGCUCCGUUUGAAGCCAAUUUGUAACAGUAACUGAGUGAUGUUAGGCUAUUGAUUUUAGAAAGAAUCAAACCAAGUGUUCACUAUAUGCUGCCCACAGUUUGUUCCUCUUUAUUUUUUUCCCAAUUUCCUAUACCUAAAUGAUAAUUUUUCCUUUGAUUUUUUCUUCUGUAAUAUAUAAAGCCAUAUUUACACGAGGUCCACAUGCAUCUUUAA
Messenger RNA from Quercus lobata, 1035 nucleotides. Its product is annotated as structural polyprotein. The transcript is spliced from 4 exons. The coding region runs from base 142 to 795 and encodes 217 amino acids. The record is from RefSeq and is a predicted model, not a curated record. NCBI's taxonomy places the organism in Eukaryota, Viridiplantae, Streptophyta, Magnoliopsida, Fagales, Fagaceae.